UUUUUCUUAUUGCUACAUUCUUCGCUGAAUUUGCCUAAUAAAACGUCUUUGUAGGAAUUAAAUUCCUCUAAUAUAGCCAGAUUUUCCGAGUGGCUAAACGGCACUGAACGACCACUGUCCGACAUUUUUUGUUUGUUUGUUUUGAAAAGAAUCUUAAAAUACCCACAAUCCUUUGCAGCAUAGUACGACUUAAGAUAGUCGGAGUCUUAACUGCUUUGUGCAACAGUAACCGGCUGCUGGACUAGGAUUGGUGCGUUUUUAUAAAUUGACAGCUAGCCGAUUAAUAAAAGAGUAGAGGUGUUGUCAGUGAUUGAUCUGCAGUAGCCUCCUACAGCAGUCAUGGUGUUGAUCCUGGGACGACGUGUGACCCGUGAGGAUCCGGCAGUCGUACGCGACUUGCCUGCUGUCAAGCGCAAAGUCUUUGAGAUGGACACCAAGAAUGUGGACGACUCCCUGGACUUCUGUUCGGGCUCAUCACAUGCCGAGAGUGUGCUGCACGUCUUUGACGAGUUUCGUACAAAUCGGCUGUUCACAGAUGUUGUGAUUGGUGUGCAGGGGCGAGAGUUUCCAUGCCACCGCGCCAUGCUGUCUGCCUGCAGCGGCUACUUCAGGGCCAUGUUCUGCAACGACCACCGGGAGAGCCGGCAGACCCUAGUGGAGAUCAGUGGCGUCCAGGCUGAUGCCAUGGAAGUCUUGUUGCAGUACGUCUACACGGGCCGUGCCACAAUUACCACACAAAAUGUGCAGUAUCUCUUUGAGACAUCCAGCCUCUUCCAGGUUGGAGCCCUGAGAGACGCCUCUGCUAAAUUUCUUGAGGACCAGCUGGAUCCAUGCAACUGCCUCGGCAUGCAGCGCUUCGCCGAGGUGCAUUCGCUCAAGCAGCUGGCUGAACGCUGUCGAAGCUAUGCGCUGCAGUAUUUUCCAGAGGUGGCACAGCAUGAGGAGUUCCUGGACUUGGGCAGGGAGGAACUGGAGGACUAUAUAGCGAGCGAGGAGCUGUGCGUGAACAGGGAAGAGGUGGUGUUCGAGGCCGUCAUGAGGUGGGUCUACCACAGCAUGGAGUACCGUCGGCCAAUGCUGAAGGAGCUGCUCCAGCACGUCCGGCUGCCACUACUGCACCCCAACUACUUUGUACAGACAGUGGAGGGAGAUCAGCUGAUCCAGAGCGCUCCUGAGUGUUACCAGCUGCUGCACGAGGCCCGACGCUACCAUGUGCUCGGCAACGAGAUGAUGUCACCUCGGACCAGACCACGCAGGUCGACAGGUUUUUCGGAGGUCAUCAUGGUUGUUGGAGGCUGUGAGAGGGCAGGAGGCUUCAACCUGCCCUACACAGAUUGUUAUGACCCUGUCACGGGUGAGUGGAAGUCGCUGGCCAAGCACCCGGAGUUCACCAAGUCGGAGUAUGGAGUAUGCGCCCUGCGCAACGACAUCCUCGUUUCAGGUGGACGCAUCAACAGUAGUUAUGUGUGGAUGUACAACUCUCAGCUGAACCUGUGGAUCAGGGUGGCGUCGCUCAACAAGGGCCGCUGGAGGCAUAAGAUGUCCGUUCUACUCGGAAAGGCAUAUGCAGUUGGAGGAUACGAUGGUCAGGGUUGCCUCAAUAAUGUGGAAGUGUACGACUCCUUCUCUAACCGCUGGACGGAGGUGGCUCCUCUAAAAGAGGCCGUGAGCUCUCCAGCUGUGGCCAGCUGUGCUGGGAGACUGUUCGUCAUCGGCGGAGAACCAGACGAGAACAGCUGCACAGAUAAGGUGCAGUGUUAUGACCCGGAGACAAACAGCUGGCUGCUGCGCUCCAACAUUCCCGUGUGUAAGCGCAACAUCACAGCCGUGUCUCUGAACAGCCUGGUGUACGUGUGCGGCGGCCUCACCAAGUGCAUUUACUGCUACGACCCGGCACAGGACUUCUGGAUGCCUGUGGUUAACACCUUCAGCAGACAGGAGUGCUGUGGCAUGUCAGUGUGUUACGGGAAGAUCUUCAUCCUGGGUGGACGGGGCGAGAACGGCGUGGCUUCUGACAGUAUCACGUGCUAUGACCCUGCCUCUGGCAUGCUGACGGGAGUCGCUGCAAUGCCCCGCCCCAUUUCCUGUCACGGCUGCAUCACUAUACACCGUUUCGAUGAGAAGCUGCACCGGACCUGAGAGUGGCACUCAAUAUACACACACACACACACACACACACACACACACAGCGGGAUCUGUUCAAACACUCAGAAUAACAAUCUAGACUCUACUGAUGCGUUUUGUUCAUCUUUCCUUCAUGAUGAUCAAACGAUCUUUAACCUUUUUUUUUUAAACACUGUUCUAUUAUAUGCAAGUAGCCCACGUCCUCUUUUGUCUUCCUUUAUCUUUCACUUAUUUUAACCCAAGACGUUUUGCAUUCAUCUUUUUUCUAUUUAAUUUUCACUCUGUUUAUUUCUUCUUCCCUCUCUCUCUCUCGCGCUUGCUCUCUCACUCCUCUAAGAAUGUAAAUCACCUCUUUAGAUCUCAUUACAUGCUGAGACACUGUGUACAUUCUUGUGACGCAACACGUAGUGCCACGCGAAAUCCAUCCAUCAUCUGUAGCCGCUUAUCCUGUGCAGGGUCGCGGGCAAGCUGGAGCCUAUCCCAGCUGAGUAUGGGCGGGAGGCGGGGUACACCCUGGACAAGUUGCCAGAUCAUCGCAGGCCACGCAAAAUGCUUGUGCAAAACUUUCAUAGUAUUUUGAGCAUCACACAGAACAGUAAAAAAGCAACAGUCAUAUUUCAGCUGCUUGGCAAUUUGCCGCUCUUGUUUGAAAUCUUUUAAGUCCGUUCUUCUGACUUGCUCGUUAUUUAGCGUUACGUUAUUACUCACGAUCACAAUCUCUUUCAUUAAAAAAAAAAAAGAAUUCAGCAUAAUUUGUGCAUUUUACGUUAUUCAUUUAUAUUUUUAUUUACUGUCAUUUGAACUUUUUUUUUUUAUUAUUUGUAUUUUUUUUAAUGACAUUUGUAUUUUGCUCUAUAUAAAAGCAACGUGCCGUAUAGCCUAUAGAUGAAUUUGCUUGACCGGUGUCAGUGUGUGACUUUAAACACCCCUUUUGUUGACACUUGACGUGUUUUCCCCUCUUAUACGUUUUCCCUGUCAUAAUGUUGAUUUUGAAACCUAUAUAGGUUUCUUAUUCUAACUGAUAAAACGUCGCCACACAGGACACAGUGCUUUGUUGGAUCUGUAUUAACGAUGAUCACGUGUCCAACGCAGAGAGAGCGUUCUGAAUCGGGUGGUGUUUGUGCUGUGAACCUUUUCAUCUUUGUUCUUUUUAUUUAAGCAUGUAUCGGUGACUAUAACGUGUGUGUGUGUGUGUUUAAAGCAACCCCAAUAAUCACUUAAUGUCAUGUUAAUAUGUCACUGUUAGUGCUAUGAUAUCUUAAUGUAAAUACAGUACAUUGUUUCCUAUGUGUGUAUUUGUAUUAUGUAUUAUAAUAUUAGCACAUAUUUUAUAUUUCUGUUUGUCCUGUAAGCCGCUUUCCUUGCAUGUGCCAGACCUAAUUUUCAAUAACUUUUUUUUUUUUUUUUGAGAAUUGGCAUCUUUUUAUUUUACUUUCAACUAUACACGACCGUUCAAAAGUUUGGGGUCACCCAGACAAUUUUGUGUUUUCCAUGAAAAGUCACACUUUUAUUUCCCACCAUAAGUUGUAAAAUGAAUAGAAAAUAUAGUCAAGACAUUUUUCUGGCCAUUUUGAGCAUUUAAUCGACCCCACAAAUGUGAUGCUCCAGAAACUCAAUCUGCUCAAAGGAAGGUCAGUUUUAUAGCUUCUCUAAGGUGGUGUUUACAUUAGACCGUAUCAGCGGAUCAUCAGAUUAACGUUUUUAAAACGAUUAGUGUGCACACAGCAACGCCAAUACACGAUUCGCGUGCACACAGCAACGCCAAUACAUGGAUACGCUCGGCUCCGCAGGCAUCCUGCGCUCCAAAUCACUCCGCCCUGAACAGCAAGUGCCCUCUGGAGGGUGCGCACUCCGGCCCUGCGCAGCUCACAGAGCGCGCGAGUGGAGCGCACGAGCUGUGAUUCGGGACUGAGCCGCUGUGUGUGUGAUCCCAGCGCAGAUCACUUACCACUUGCAAGUGGAAGGAUGGCAAGCCUAAAGACAAUCAUAACUACACAAUGGGCAGUAUUUGCAUCAGUAUUUGCAGUAUUUUCAUACUUUUAUACUCUUUAAUGAAAGGUGAUACAAGGCGGAAGUCCGCGCCGUUUUUCAGCAGUCGCGUCACAUGACCAACGCCAGCGAAUCAGGAAGGUGGAUGUCACAGUGACGUUGUCCAAUGACGACGCCAGCUAGAGCUCAGCACAGCGUAUCCGCGUAUUCUCAAUGUUUACACAGCACCGGACCAGACACGAUCUAGAUUGAAUACGUGGACCCUGACGGAUUCCCGUUUCCAGGCGUUUCCAGGCGUUUUAAUAUAAACGGACAGUGCAUCCGCAAAGAAAACGAGACAGAUACGGUCUAAUGUAAACUUGGCCUAAAGAGCUCAACUGUUUUCAGCUGUGCUAACAUGAUUGUACAAGGGUUUUCUAAUCAUCCAUUAGCCUUCUGAGGCAAUGAGCAAACACAUUGUACCAUUAGAACACUGGAGUGAGAGUUGCUGGAAAUGGGCCUCUAUACACCUAUGGAGAUAUUGCACCAAAAACCAGACAUUUGCAGCUAGAAUAGUCAUUCACCACAUUAGCAAUGUAUAGAGUGUAUUUCUGAUGAGUUUAAAGUGAUCUUCAUUGAAAAGAACAGUGCUUUUCUUUCAAAAAUAAGGACAUUUCAAAGUGACCCCAAACUUUUGAACGGUAGUGUAUAACAGAAUUCAUAAUAAGCAAACAGUGUGAAUUCUGUUUUUUUUUUUCCCCUUUCAUAUCAAAUUUGUCGUUGCUGCAUUGUGACAUGAUGAUAAUACCUCGGGCAGUUUUAUCUUUCCUCACAAUCCCUGCAGUUUUAGAGAAUUUGGUUCUUGUUAUUUGACAUUCAGAGCUGCGUUUCUGCAUCUUCUUCGAGAACUGUAAUGAAAUUCAGUGCUUAGAGUCACAUACAGUAAUUACGUCUGAAAACCCAGCCUGUAAAAUGGCAAAAGUGAACGGAGUCAUUAACAAAGCCAAGCGUCAGUUUGAUUUAUCCAGAAUCAUCCCAGUACUUUUUUUUUUUUUUUUUGGUCAUGUUUUGCCCAGUAUUUCGUCGCUGUCAGGUCAAAACCUGCUAUGUGACAUUUUUCCUUUUUUACAGGAGAUGUAAAAAACUGAAUAAAACUCUGAAAUAACAAGCUGAGAAGCCAGUAAAAGUUGUUCUGUUAUUAGCUUGGUCAGUUAAAUAUCCAUCAAAAUAGCUAAUUGCAGCAUUAUAUUAGCGUAAAUUGCAAAAAAAAAAAAAAAUCAUCCUUGAGAAUUGACCUAAAUUGUCACAUAGCAGGUUUUGAACUGACAGCGACGAUUUGCUCUAGCUCCAAGUGUGUGUGUUUGGGUACGGGUGUGCAAAGUAAAAUCCAAAGAAUGUUGCUGAAAUUCUACUCAAAACUGAGUUGUUGGGUGGAUUAAUUUAGAUGUCUGGUUAGAAUGUUUAAUACAGUAAUAACUGUGUGUUACUAAAUACAAGAAUUUGUUUAAUCGCUAGUUCUAUUUUGCUAUUAAGUUUGCAGCUUUGCCUCCAUGUAUCACAAAGAAUCAAUAAAAAAUUCAUCUCUGACAA
Messenger RNA from Neoarius graeffei (lesser salmon catfish), 5682 nucleotides. RefSeq names its product kelch-like family member 24a (gene klhl24a). Bases 340 to 2139 code for a protein of 599 amino acids. The transcript has 8 exons. NCBI's taxonomy places the organism in Eukaryota, Metazoa, Chordata, Actinopteri, Siluriformes, Ariidae. Gene Ontology annotation, molecular function: protein binding. The record is from RefSeq and is a predicted model, not a curated record.